Messenger RNA from Osmerus eperlanus (European smelt), 3697 nucleotides. It is a transcript of the gene nr1d2b, whose product is annotated as nuclear receptor subfamily 1, group D, member 2b. The coding region runs from base 374 to 2176 and encodes 600 amino acids. Gene Ontology annotation, biological process: negative regulation of transcription by RNA polymerase II; cell differentiation; hormone-mediated signaling pathway. The transcript has 8 exons. The record is from RefSeq and is a predicted model, not a curated record. NCBI's taxonomy places the organism in Eukaryota, Metazoa, Chordata, Actinopteri, Osmeriformes, Osmeridae. Gene Ontology annotation, molecular function: nuclear receptor activity; zinc ion binding; RNA polymerase II cis-regulatory region sequence-specific DNA binding.
UCGGUUGUAGUACAAGCGAGUAUUUAAGACUGUGUUUUUGGAAUGGUAAACAUCCAAUACGGAAUGGGCCAGGUUCGAUUCUUUCGACGAAAUUAGAUUCAUUCUGUGGUUGGAUAUAAACAUCUUAUCUUAGGUUACUGAGUAACUGCUUGAAAGUUUCAUAAUAGAAUAGUACAAUAGCCUACUUAUCGAUUCGAUAUUGCCUUUGAUGUUACUGUAGCUUACUGUACGCGACUUAAAGGAAAACACGGCAGUUUUGACAGCUAGCUAGCCUACUAAUCUAAAACCAACCAGCGACUUCUCAAGUUGCUGAAAUAAUAAUAAAAACGGCAUCCAAAUUCAGGUAGCAACGGAGGGUCUCUGUCAAGAGGACAUGGAAUCGACAAAAGCUGGUGGCGUUAUAGCCUACAUCAGCUCUACAAGCUCUUCUUCAAGCCCAGAGUCUUGUCACAGCGACAGCUCCAAUGGCAGCUACCAGUCCUCCUCUCCGCCUCGUACCUCCUCCCCGAGCUGUCGCCAGGGCCAACCGGCAAACACGCUCCUAACGACAGCAGGCCAACCCUGCGCUCCUUCUCAGAAGGCAGGACGCUCGUCCUCCACUGUCAAAUGUGGCAUUGCGAAGAUCAACGGCCUGGUGUUGUUGUGUAAGGUCUGUGGGGACGUGGCCUCGGGCUUCCACUAUGGGGUCCAUGCCUGCGAGGGCUGCAAGGGCUUCUUCAGAAGGAGUAUCCAGCAGAACAUCCAGUAUAAGAAAUGCCUUAAGAACGAGAGCUGCCCCAUCAUGAGGAUCAACAGGAACCGUUGCCAGCAGUGCCGCUUCAAGAAAUGUCUCAUUGUGGGGAUGUCCAGAGACUCUGUGCGUUUCGGCCGCAUCCCCAAGCGAGAGAAGCAGCGCAUGCUGCUGGAGAUGCAGAGUGCCAUGAACAACAUGAUGAACAACAGUCAACUCAACAGCCAGCUCCAUGACAACCAGUCCCUCCCCCUGGUCAGCCAGGCCCUGGCCUUCCCAGUGGAGUCCACCCCAGAAAACACAGGUCCCCCCUCAAGCUCCUGCUCUCUGGCCUCCCCUCCCCAGUCCAACAAAUCAGGGACCGGCUCUGAUCCCAAGCCUCCAGUUGCCGUGGAUACCCGUCCAAGCUUGGCAUCGUCCAGCGCGUCCGACAGCGGGGAGGAGGAGGUCAUCGGCAAGGUGACCAGGGCUCACCAGGAGACCUUCAUGUACAACCAGGAACAGGCCAGCCCCCCUGCCGAGGCCCCGCCCUCCCCAGUGGCAGAAGAGCAUGUGAUUGGACGAAGCAGCAUGUGGAUGGAGGAGAAGGAAGCCUGGAACUACCAGAACGACAUGUGCUCGAUGGAAGUGCCGGAGAGACCGACCAACACUGGACCACAACAUCCUGAGACCCAUCGACAGGACCGCGCCCCCAGCCAGUGCCCCUACAGGCCACCCAACAACAACAACAGCACCAGUGGCCAGCAUCCUGCCCGUGCAUUUGGCUGUCCAAGAGGCCACAACGCAGGGGAAGCAGACUUCCCCGGGGGCUUCACCGGGCCGCUGUGGAGCGGGGGCCACAGAAUGCAUCUGGUGUGUCCUAUGAACAUGUCCCCUCAUGUGGAUCCUCACAAGUCAGGCCACGGCAUCUGGGAGGAGUUCUCCCACAGCUUCACCCCGGCCGUCAGGGAGGUGGUGGAGUUUGCCAAGCGCAUCCCUGGCUUCAGGGAGCUCUCUCAGCAUGACCAGGUCAGCCUGCUGAAGGCUGGCACCUUUGAGGUGUUAGUUGUGCGCUUUGCCUCGCUGUUUGAAGUCAAGGACCGCACAGUGACCUUCCUGGGUGGUAAGAAGUACAGCGUGGAGGCACUGAGGGUUAUGGGAGCCGGAGACCUGCAGAACUCCAUGUUUGACUUCAGUGAGAAGCUCACAGGCCUGGGGCUCAACGAGGAGGAGAUGAGCCUGUUCACUGCCGUGGUUCUGGUCUCCGCCGACCGCUCAGGGAUCGAGAACGCCAACUCGGUGGAGGCUCUCCAGGAGACACUGAUCCGAGCACUACGGAGCCUCAUCACCAAGAACCACCCCAACGAGUCCGCCAUCUUUACCAAGCUGCUGCUCAAGUUGCCCGACCUGCGCUCCCUCAACAAUAUGCACUCCGAGCAGCUGCUGGCUUUCAAGGUCCACCCCUGAGCCUGGACCCUCCCCCCCCAAGGGCCUGGGCAUUUGCCAGAGACCCCCCAGGGGGUCUCUAACCCCCCCCCCCCCCCCCCCCCAUCCAGGGCUCAAGAAAACUCUCAUUCCAGACCCUCACUUCAUGUGACAUUUUUUCCCCAAACAAACUAAUGGGCAAACGUGUCAUGGUAGAAUGGGGGAGGGGCUUCAAAGUUAUCGUACUGUAGGGCCGGAAGGCCUCUUAUGUGGUAAUGCACACAUUUACAGAAACAGAAAGGAUGUUUAUGUUUAUUUGUGUUUGGGUCUUUAGACAAUGUUCUCUCAACGAGGCACCUUAUUUUAUUUUAUAGUGUAGACUUUUUACACUUGUUAGUGCAAUAUGUGACUGCUCAUAGCAGAGGUUCUACAAUUUCUUUACCUGAAGUGUAUGUUAACCAUUUGGGAACAUGCCAGUAUAGGAUGAGAUCACAGUUGCUGUAUUAUUCUUAGGGAGUUGGUCUUAAAUCUAAGCUCUAGGCUUAAACUGACAAUGCAUGACCACAUUGGAAGUGCAUAGCACCUCUCAAAAAUGAAAAGCUGAAAACAAUUAGUAGAAUGUUAGAAGCUUCAAAAUGAUGGCCUGCGGAGUCUGUAAAGUGGGAAAGACAUACGAAUGUCCUUUUGAGAAUGCUUGUUCAAAACAAACCAGAAUGGAUUCCAAUCAGAGGCAAUCUUUUAUUUCAGUUAUUUAGCUCAUGCUGUGUACUUAGUGCUAUACUAUAAGUUGUCUUUGGGAGAGUGGGGACUGAUUUAGUAAAUGUCUGUAGGGUUUUGUUUCCCCCUCAAGAUUUUCAACAAACUGAAGUCCAUGGGCACUGAUCCAUUACAAGACGUUAAUGUUGAUACUCAUGGUCAUUACACAACAUGACAUGGGACAGUAUACCUGGACUUAAUCAGGUCCAAGGGAUCGAUAUCGAAUCUCAAGACCGGAGUGUGGACGACUUAUUCAUGUUUAUCACCGCUAUGUCAGAUGCGGAUUUCAAUCACAUGUAAUUGUUGUACACAUCAUAUUGCUGUGAAGAGCAGGGAUGGGGAAGGGAAACAUUGCAGGACAACUGUUCAGCAGUUGUUCUCCAGAAUGUGAUCCCCUACUAUAAGGAAAGUUAACUAUAACUGUCCAAAUGUCCUUGAUUUACCAGUAUCUAUGUUCUGUAGAUGACUUCUUAAAUAGCUAGAUUGUAUUGACAUUCAGUAUGAUUGUAAUAUUGCAAGUAUGUGAUUGUAAUUUGAUGAAUUACUGAUGCUACCAAUGCUGUAGGUGGAUUUGCAUGUGAAGGACAUCACCAUGCCAUGUGUUUAGUGUCAUGUCAGGGGAUGACUUCAGUCAGUUUCUCUCCUCCAGCUUUUAUGCCUAUCUUAAGUUAUUGAGAGCUUCUGUCCAUGUGUGCGUUACAUUGCUGCCCUGUGGUUCUGCACCCUGCUUUUCUCUGUAAGAUCAUUGCAGUAUAGAUUUCUAUAUAAAUAAUAUAAAUACAUCCAAAUAAAUAAAACAUAAGCGUA